Molecule: messenger RNA, 564 nt
Organism: Neoarius graeffei (lesser salmon catfish)
Lineage: Eukaryota; Metazoa; Chordata; Actinopteri; Siluriformes; Ariidae
Gene: tgfa
Product: transforming growth factor, alpha
Exons: 5
Coding region: 1-564 (187 amino acids)
Biological process (GO): epidermal growth factor receptor signaling pathway; positive regulation of mitotic nuclear division; positive regulation of cell population proliferation
Source: RefSeq, a predicted model, not a curated record
AUGUAUCGCGCUUUUUGGGACAAGCUGUUUCUCCUUAGUGGCUAUUUAUUUACAUACAGCCAAGUGCAGGAAAAUGCUACUUCAACAGCCAUGGCAAUGACUCCCACCACAACCAUCACUAUACCUGCUAUCAAUACAACAGCAGUGUCAAGUACUACUGUUAGAAAGUUCCUAGCAGCAGCAGUCCACUCUCACUUUGCUGACUGUCCUGACUCCCACAGCCAUUUCUGCUUCCACGGUACAUGCCGCUUCCUCAUCCUGGAGGAGACACCAGCGUGUGUGUGCCAUCCAGGCUUCAUAGGUAUACGUUGUGAGCAUGCAGACCUGCUGGCAGUGGUGGCAACCAACCAAAGGCAGCAGACGUUGGCCACCAUAUUGAUGCUGGCCAUAUUGGGAAUUCUCCUGCUUGUACUGCUUUGCACCGUAAUAAACUGUUGGUGGAGGCGGGGAAGAUGUAGGCGAGGACCUCUGCUUUCCUCAAAUAAACCAAAUGGCAUCGUAAAGAGUGGGACGUCCUUCUCUGGUGCAGAGACGGGUAUAUAUUUUGCUGGAGCGAUUGCUUAA